Loa loa (African eye worm) is the source of this 1855-nucleotide messenger RNA. RefSeq names its product nuclear hormone receptor family member nhr-1. The transcript is spliced from 11 exons. The record is from RefSeq and is a predicted model, not a curated record. Gene Ontology annotation, biological process: cell differentiation; regulation of transcription by RNA polymerase II; anatomical structure development. Gene Ontology annotation, molecular function: nuclear receptor activity; RNA polymerase II cis-regulatory region sequence-specific DNA binding; zinc ion binding. NCBI's taxonomy places the organism in Eukaryota, Metazoa, Nematoda, Chromadorea, Rhabditida, Onchocercidae. The coding region runs from base 141 to 1277 and encodes 378 amino acids.
CAGAGACAUAUACACUCUUUCACGCACGCUAUCUCUUUAGAAGGUUUAAUAUAGGUUCAUUCUUUGUGAUACGUAACUUUGGGACGUAAUCACUGCAGUCUUGGAGGUUUUGUUGGUCGUGAAACGUUCGACGACUUUAAAUGGCACAGCGCCGAAAAGUUCCUGAAGGUGAACUCUGUGCGGUAUGUUCAGAUCUCGCAACAGGUUAUCACUACGGUGUGGCAAGCUGCAAUGGAUGCAAAACAUUCUUUCGUCGUACCAUUGUAUCAGAGCAUACGUUUGUUUGCCAAUACCAGGGUAACUGUGAUGUCAACAAAAACAUUCGCUGUGCCUGUCGACAUUGCCGCUUCAACAAAUGCGUUGCUGUAGGAAUGGAUGCCAAAGCGAUCCAGAAUGAUCGCGACCGUAUCGGGCCAACCAAGAAAAUGAAAAUGAGUAACCAAAAUUCUGAAGAUGAUUGUGCAAUUCAUAUUCGUUCAGCAGAAGAAAGGCUGAUAGAACGUUUGUUGGCGAUUGAAAAACUGUGCAUGAGGUUACGGCAAUGUGUGCUUCCUGAAAUCAGUGGACUUAAAGAAGCCGUUUGUGAACCCUCACUUGUUAACGAAGUGAAUAACCUCAAAAUAGAUCCAUAUACAAACGCGAAGGAAUUGUACAUUGCAACACUAAAAGACAUACAAAUGUGGAAUAAACGAGAAAUGCGAGUGGGUCUAGAAUGGGCAAAAACCUUUGAUUUAUUCAGUCAGCUGUCUUUGGAUGAUCGAAUUGCACUGAUAAAGAAUUUUGGAUUUACUUUCAAUCUUUUAAAUCGAAAUUAUUAUGCACCUGACCACGGUGUGGAUAAAUUGGUAUUGCCUAAUGGUGCCUACAUUCGACGUCAAGUUCAAAAUGAAGUAAAGUUGCCUGGUUGUAGGUCAAUUUACCACCGACAGAUGGAUGAGAUUAUGAUUCCAUUCAGACAGUUGAAAAUCACCAUGCCCGAAUUCGCGCUGUUCAAAGCUAGCGUCUUCUUUAACCCGGAUGCAAUUAACCUUUCGCCUAUAGCAAAAUCCCAAAUUUAUGCCGAAAGAUCAAAGUAUUUGUCAGCACUGUUUUAUUUGAUAACUUCGAAAUGUGGAAUAACUAUGGGUGCACAAAAGUACGGCAGUUUGCUUAUGAUGGCCUCUUCAGUACAGAACAUAAUUGCUCAAAACGAGGAAAAUAUGCAGGUUAUGGAUUUCUUUGAAGAGAACUGGAAAAUGGAUAAUUUUGUUAAAGAGGUAUGUUUGAAAGAUCCAUGAAUUACCGAUAUUGAGAAGAUUGAGAUGUGUGUACAUUUAUACCUGUUUAUUCGAGUUUUUGGCGGUGUAUUUCUGUCUAAUUUCUAUUUUUUUUUUAACGUGUUAUUAUAUUUGUUGAUUUUACACACCGAUUUUCAAAUGUUUAUAUAUUAAUAUUUGUUCAAUAAAUGACCUGCCCGUUAAUGCCAUAGAACUUCCUUUAGGAAGAUUGUACUUGUUUUUUUUUUUUUUGUCCUUUCAUUUAGAGCUACUAGAAUUAUGAUAGCCGUGCCAUACACAUUAUUCUCUCAUAAGUUUGGCAUAGAUAUGUACUUGUUUCUUGAAUGUGAUUGUUUGUUUUUUGUUGCUUACUAAAUUAUUUGAUUUUUUACGGUGAUAUGCUAAUAUGUGUAGGAAUUAAUCAGGAAUUUUCGGUGAAUUUCGUAUCUCUCUUUUUCCUUGCUUUCUUAGUCAUGCCUUGUACUGAGUGAAAUGCCAAGGAUGUAGAUUUUCGGAGAUCUCGUCAUCUGGUAAAUGGACAAAACUAAAAUGAUUUGUAAAUAUGAAAGCGUAAAAGAAAAUAAAUAUGGUAUAUGCCA